AUGAAGUCCACCGCCAUUGUCGCUGUUGCCCUCGUUGCCACCACGAACGCCGACUUGUGCGAUGUGCCUGCGCUCAUUGGAAACGUCACCUCCCCCGAAGCUGUAACUUGCUUGGGUGACUCCGGCUUUGAUGUAACGAUGCUGGUCGCGCCGACGAGCGCCGAAUUGGCCAAAAUGUGUACCAGCACGGCCUGUCAGUCGGUUUUAUCCGGCGCAGAAGCGACCGCCCCCACAGAGUGCACUGUUGGAAGCUUCGCUUUGUACGCCGACCUGAUCACCCCGCUCAAGACAGCCUGCUCCGGAGGCUCGUCCUCCGGGUCCUCCACCUGGACCACCGUCGCCUUCAACUCCACAGACUCGGAUGAAGCGGCUCCAUCGUGUGCUUCGGGCAGCAGCAGAAGCAGCAGCAGCAGUGCUAAAAGGGCUGUCAUGUCGUGCUAG
This is a messenger RNA of Phytophthora infestans T30-4, 441 nucleotides long. RefSeq names its product elicitin-like protein. The record is from RefSeq and is a predicted model, not a curated record. Lineage: Eukaryota; Oomycota; Peronosporomycetes; Peronosporales; Peronosporaceae. Bases 1 to 441 code for a protein of 146 amino acids. The transcript has a single exon. Gene Ontology annotation, cellular component: extracellular region.